UUCACUGCGGAAAGGAUCGAUCAGAGUUCUAUAUCGCCGUCAAAUAAAACCACUGGCCGCGGCGCCGGCACGCCAUUCAAUUGUGUAACUUGCGCUGUGUCGGACGUGCGCGUGCGGUCGCUACUUAUACAGAUCUUAUCACACGACAUGGCUCGAGGAGAAGGGUUCCGAGUGCUCCUGCACGUGUUAAAUGGUGUCAUGGUGGUGCUGGCGCUGGCGCUCGCUUCCGCCGCAAUCUGGUUCUUCUGCCAGGUGUACGAGUUCACCAGCCUGAGGAACAGUAAUCACUAUCUUCUCGACUACAAGCUAUACUGGCCCCAGGCUAUACCCUGGAUCUUCCUCAUCGUCAGUGUCAUAGUGUUGUGCGUAACCUCGUGCGGUUUCUCCGGCGUUAAAAAGAGCAGUCGCGGUCUGCUAACAGUUUACAUAAUCUGCAUGUCUGUUGUUGUGUUGUUGCUGAUUACCGCCGCGGUGAUAUCUCUCGUGUUCGCCGACAACAAGUCCACGGAUGACUUCGUGAAGGAUACCGUGUGGGACGUGUACUUCCAGGCAAAGACGGACAACGAAGUCGCGACGUCCUUCGGUACUAUCGAGCGCAAGCUGCAUUGUUGCGGCGCUGACAGCCCCCGCGACUACAAGAACUGGAAGGCUGAGUUUCCCAUGUCCUGUUGCGACGUCUACUACCACGGCUUCCUCGACCUGACCCGACCCAUCAUGGAGUGCGAGUUCACCAACAAGCUGGCCAACGAGCGAUACGGGUGCUCGACGGUGGCCGCGCAGUACGCCAGAAUCGCUAUCAAGGUGAUGUCGGCGGGAGCGAUAUUUAUCGCGUUCAUUGGCCUGAUCGCCGUCGCCAUCGCCGCUGGCCUGUACAAGGCGCUGGCGAACAAGCCACCUCCGAUGGUCGUCCAGUACGAAUCCGAGAGCAAAAAGGUUCUAUUGUAAAGACUCUAAGUAAAGAUCUGAUGUGUUACUUGUCAGUGAUCGUAUGCCAAUGAUUUCGAUUGGCCGACCGUCAAUAUGACGUCACUUCACCUUUUAUAUGGUAGUUUUGUUACUUUGGUCCAGCGCGUGUGUGUGCAGCAUGCGAAUCUAGUCUUUAUCGACGAAUACGUAGAUUGAUAUAAGGCGGGAAAUCGCGUGUUACAGUUGGGACCAAAUUUUGCAAUAUUUGUAAGUAUUUAUUGACACACCUUAGUGCUACUUAUUAUAAGAAUGUGACCUUCUUCUUAAAGAUGUUUUUAUAAAACUAUCACUUAUAUAACUUUGGAAUCAGUGACCAAGUAGAUAAGAAAUAUUGCAAUUAUUAGAAUUAAGAUAUUGUUAAAUAAUUUCCCGCCGAUGAAAUGUUUUUCCCUUCUCAUUGAGGAGAAAGCGAAUAACUUCUCAUGGUUAUUGAAUAAUCGAUGUCAAAAUGAUUGUAUUUCAAAGUGUUAAUUUUUAAAUAGUAUCCGAUUUACGACUUUGUUAUAUAAUUAACAAUUACACAGAUAUGUUGUAAUAGCAAAUAA
This is a messenger RNA of Papilio machaon (common yellow swallowtail), 1511 nucleotides long. RefSeq names its product 23 kDa integral membrane protein. The coding region runs from base 148 to 945 and encodes 265 amino acids. Gene Ontology annotation, cellular component: membrane. The transcript has a single exon. The record is from RefSeq and is a predicted model, not a curated record. Lineage: Eukaryota; Metazoa; Arthropoda; Insecta; Lepidoptera; Papilionidae.